Aspergillus puulaauensis is the source of this 1071-nucleotide messenger RNA. It is a transcript of the gene rrp36, whose product is annotated as putative pre-rRNA processing protein. Gene Ontology annotation, cellular component: nucleolus; 90S preribosome. The record is from RefSeq and is a predicted model, not a curated record. Lineage: Eukaryota; Fungi; Ascomycota; Eurotiomycetes; Eurotiales; Aspergillaceae. Gene Ontology annotation, biological process: maturation of SSU-rRNA from tricistronic rRNA transcript (SSU-rRNA, 5.8S rRNA, LSU-rRNA). Bases 1 to 1071 code for a protein of 356 amino acids. The transcript has 2 exons.
AUGGCUAUAUCAGAUCUCCUCAACCGUCGAGUGCGAGCUCGCGCAGAUGAUGAUGAAGAAGUCUACUCCGACGGAUCAGAAUCAGAGGUACUCAGCGAUGCCGAGGGAUCUGACGAGUCUGGCUCAGACAACGCCAGUGAAAUAUCAGAGGGGAGUGAUGAUGAGUCCAACCCCUCCGAAGCCCAAGGCUCAGAACCAGAAGCAAGCGAGAUCGACUCUGAAGAAGACGACGACGACAACGAUGGCGAUAAUGAUGACGACGUAAAAUCAUCCAUUAACAACAUAUCCUUCGGCGCGCUCGCCAAAGCGCAAGCGUCGUUCGGGUCCAACGGUAAGCGGCGCACGAAAGGUGCGAAAGAAAGCGACGAACCAGCAACAAAUUCACCACUAAACGACAUCCGAGCCCGGAUCCAAGAGGCACGCGAACAAAAACGCAAAGCAUCGGCAACGUCAAAGGAAGGGACUUCGAGGUUUGAGAAGCCGGCAUCUCGCUCCUCAAAACAUGCACCUACAAUACAAUCGUCCAAGUUCGCUGUUUCUCGGAAACGCACUAUCGUUGAACCACCGAGUGUACCUAAAUCCCGGGACCCGAGAUUCGAUCCAACGAUUGUUGGUCGCAGGGGAGGAAAGUCUGCCCCGAGCGACGCUUAUUCGUUUCUGGACGACUAUCGCGCCGCGGAACUGAAGGAUUUGAAGGACCAGCUUGCCAAGACGAAGGAUGUGAAGAGGAGGGAGGCGCUACAGCGAGAAAUUCGGUCUGCGGCAGACCGGAUGCGUUCGAUUGAGAAUAAUAAGCGCGAGAAGGAUAUCUUGUCCGAACAUAAGAAACGGGAAAAACAGCUUAUUCGCGAGGGCAAGAAGGCUACGCCUUAUUUCUUGAAGAACUCAGAUCUUAAGAAACAGGCCUUGUUGAAGAAAUAUGAGGGUAUGAAGUCGAAGGACCGCUUAAAGGCGCUGGAAAGAAGACGAAAGAAGGCUACUGCUAAGGAGAGGAAGGAGAUGCCGAUGGAGCGUAGAGGGCUAAGCGAUAGCUUUGACGCAGCCCCGAGGAAACGGCAACGUCUCGACUGA